Molecule: messenger RNA, 3797 nt
Organism: Ruditapes philippinarum (Manila clam)
Lineage: Eukaryota; Metazoa; Mollusca; Bivalvia; Venerida; Veneridae
Exons: 5
Coding region: 132-2540 (802 amino acids)
Source: RefSeq, a predicted model, not a curated record
AUUAUAAUUAUGCUAAACAAAUUUCGUUUAACACAUUCCGUGUUCGAUAGAUUUCAGUAUGGCAGACAGCACUAUGAAUAUGAUGGCACCCAAACAAAAUAACUGAAUUGUCGUGUCACUCGUUUCAUGGAAUGGCAACAAGGAAAAAAGCUGAUGGUUAUAGAUGCAUUCACAUUUCUGAAAAGAGAUUGUUUCAGUGCAAGUUUUGCCUUAGAAUAGUAUCAACCAAGGAUAAUAUUCUGAAACACCUAUGUAGCCAGCAUGGCCUUUCUCCGUUCAAGGGUGUCAAGAAGUUGUACUUAAAAGAUGACGGUUUACCAGUUCCAAGAAGCACUGCAUACAAACGGAAGCAGGCCUCUAAAACAUUGACAUUCAAAGAUCAGGCAGGUGCUGGUACCUCUGAAAAUGUGUCAGACAACUUUUUCAAGGGUGUUGGAAAGGAACACUGCCAAUCUAACAUUGAAAUUCCUGACCUUUGUAACAGUGACAGUUCUCAUGAACAAACUUCUGAUGAAGCCACAGAUAGUGAUAGAUCUAAUUACAUUUUCUCAUCAGAGGAUAGUCUUUUCUCAGAUUCACAGUCAUCAGAUUCAGACGAAAAUGAAGAACAUUAUCCUGUCUAUGCAUCUGAUGCAAAGACCAAAGCAUUGAACUUGCUACAAUGUUUUAAAAGACACAAUUUAACAGCCUCUGCUUGCAAAGAUGUCUUGAAAACAGUUAAAGAUACUGUAAAAGACAUUUUGCCCGAAAAUGAAAAGGCAAUACAUUCGCUGCUUAGUUAUGAAAAGUUGCUAUCUCACAUACCAUCAAGUACUUAUAAAAAAAUCCAUUACUGUAGUGUUUGUGAGUGUGUAACUCCUAACAAUGGAAAUUCAUCUGAAUGCAAUUCAGAAAACUGCAGAGGAAGAAUAAAGUCCUUCAUGAUUGCAAAUGUGGCAGACCUGUUAUGCAAUAUGCUUAAAGCUCCAGGAAUUUUUGAAGACAUUCUUAUGACAAAGCAAAGAAUACAUCAAAAUGAAAAUGAUACAAAAAUAACAGACAUACAUAGUGGGAAAAUGUAUAAAGUUUCUGAAAGAAACUUACCAGAGUGUGAAAGUAUACAUCUCACUGGGACAAUGAACACAGAUGGAGUAAACUUGUAUUCUUCAUCAAAGGUAGAAUUAUGGCCAGUGUUUAUGGCGAUAAAUGAGUUAAGCCCAGAACUAAGAUUUUCAAGAGAAAACUUAUUGGUUUUAGGAUUAUGGCAGGGUAAAGGCAAACCACCCUUUAAACAGUUUCUGGCCUACAUCUGUCAGGAAAUAAACAUAUUGACACAAAAUGGCAUUCAAAUGGAAAUGGAAGAGAAGCUUUAUGUAGUGUAUCUAAGAGUGCUUUGCGUCACAAUGGACUUGCCAGCAAAAGCUGCAGUUCUCAAUAUGACUUUGUAUAAUGGGAGAGAGGCCUGUAUUUUAUGUGAGGAAACUGGUGUUACUGUGGCUCAAGGUCGUGGGCACUGUCGAAGCUACCCAUACCGAACUGAAAAUGAGUUAUUCCCGAUCAGAUCCCAUGAUAGUGUAAUAGAAUCAAUGAGAAAUGCAUCUGCAAUUCACAGAAUUAAAGGGUUCAAAGGUUUAUCUGGUCUGGCAUGUUUACAAGAAUUUGACCUGGUCAAUGGUAUUGUUCCAGAUUACAUGCAUGCUGUUCUUCUUGGAAUUGUUAAAACUAUCUUGAAUAAAUGGUUUUCACCUACAGAGAGUGGCAAAGAUCAUUUCAUUGGCAAAGAACUGAAACGUGUUUCCGAAAAGUUGUUGAAAAUAAAGCCACCUUACUUCAUCGAACGUUUGCCACGUGAUCUGGAGAAGAAUUAUGCUCACUUGAAAGCAACGGAACUUCAGACAUUUCUGUUAUAUUAUUCAAUACCAUGUCUCCAUGGUAUUCAUCAUGAACGGUACUUACAGCAUUUUGCUUUGCUGUCUGAAGCUAUUUUCAUUCUGUUAGGCGACGAAAUCACUGAAGAAAGCCUUUUUAGGUCGAAACAACUGCUGAACCAGUUUUAUCGUCAGUUUGCUGGCCUUUAUGGACAAGGGUCAAGUGGUUUAAAUGUACAUAAUGUUUGUGUUCAUAUGCCAAGUUGCGUGGAAAACUUAGGUCCAAUAUGGAGCUGGAGUUGCUUUGCUUUUGAGGAUGGAAAUUCGAUGAUCUUGAAGUCGGUACAUGGUACUGGAGAUGUUGUCAAGCAAUCUCUGAGGAAUCAGGAGAUUUCUAUGCACAUAAGAUCUAUAACAGGGGAGAAACAGUCAAAUCAGAGGAAAACGAAAGUGACUCUUGUGGCACAAAAUUGUGACAUAUUUGGUUCUGUGCAGACAUUUAGAGGUCAGCCAAGUGGGGACAUUUUACAUGCAUUAGGUGUUGAAAGUAGUAGAAGUUUGAGAAAGGUUCAAAGAAUAUGUGUUAAUGGCAACAAAUUCUACAGUGCAGAAUACUCAAGAAUGAAGAAGCGUACAUGUCAUGCUGUCCUUUAUUCUACUGACAAGUUAGGUUUGGUACACUACUUAUUCUAGUGAAUGAUACAAAUAAAGUUUAUGCUGUGAUGAAGAAGAUGAUACUGAACAGUACUUCUUGGCUGCAUACAUAUGAAGGAGGAAAACAUUUAAAACCAGUGCAAAUACAAAGUCAUGAGAUUGAUGUUGUACCUGUGGAACAGAUAAUGUGUACAUUGGUUUUCAUGGAUUUGGAGGUAGAUGCAGAAACAGCAAUAGUUGGGACAAGGCCAAACAAACAUGGACAUGCUGUAUUCAAGUGACUGAUAUUCUUGGCACAUUUUGUUUUUGGCCACGUUUCUAACAAAAAUUAUUAACACAUUACAACUUUUCAGUGUUAAGGCUUAGGUUGUGCAAACCAUCUACAUGUUCUAGUUUUUCAACGUACUUAUAUGGUCCUUCACGUACUUAUAUGGUCCUUCACAUUGACUUUUAUGUUUUGGAAACUUCACUUGUACUAUGCUGGGCUAAUUUUCACAGGACUCAGGUCAGAGCAAAGUCUUAAUAGUGUAUACCAUUCUCGUGCUCCAGUUCAUUGAUUUUGAAUGUGUUAUGACCCUUGAAUUGUCAAAGUCUAUUAUAUAUAACUAUUUUCUCUUAACACUAGAGGAAAUUACACCAAAUUUCACAGGACUGAUUAUUGCAAUAAGACUCCAGGCUCCUCAUAUCUUUGAAAUUUCAUGGUUUAAUGAUUGAAAGUGGUGUUAUGACCUCAAUCUUUAAAAUUUUACAUUGUGUAAUUUAAAGUGGUGGAAGACAAGUUUUUAUACUGAAAACUAAGUCAGACUCUCAAGUUUUAAAUUAGCUAAAAUAGCUUUAAUAUAAGUGUCUGAUUACAUGUUUUAGCACAGAUAUGAAUAACAUAUAAUACCUACUUAUAAGUAUUAAAAAUUGGGUUGCAUAGAUGUGUUCUUUUUAUAUGUAAAUGCUUAGUUUUGAAACAAUCGUUAUUGAUUUUUUAAUAUCAUAGAGCUCCUGUAGAGAAUUUUAAAUCUGUGAUAUAAGUUAAGCUUAAUUUCUUUCAAUGAAAGGCUCUAGGUCAUUACAUAUCUCUAUAUAUUUUUUUUUUCUCUUAGGAAUAUUUCUUGACUUUUUAGAGAUUUAUUAUUACGUGUAUAAGAUAAAUAGUUUUAAAAACUCUUCAAGUAUGAUACAUUGAUUAUUUCAAGAAUGCUUUGUGAAUUUUUUAACUCUCUUAAAAAUUCAUUAAACCUUCGUGAAAUUUCUGAUGAAUAGUUCAUGAGUAUUUUAAGGAUAUCAAGUUCAUAAAAUAUUCAU